AUGCCCUCUAUCACACGGUUCCGCAAUGAUCCCUCGUCGGUACUCAAGCAGAUUGUAAUCUCUCCUUCGGACGAUGACUACGUUGACCAACUCAUUCCGUCUUUGCGCGAGUUCAGUCAGGGCAACAAAACCGCUCAUGUCUUACAAGAACUGCAGAGCUUCGCUGCUGAAAAGGAAACUGAGAUUGAAAGGCAGUGCAAUUCAACCCAUCAAGGAUUUGUGGAUUCUGUAAAUCAGUUGCUUCGCAUUCGAGAAGGCACAGUCCAUCUGACCAACGAAAUUCUUCAGCUCAACCAAGAAAUUCAGGCAAGUACUGAAAAACUUGUUGACCAGAAAAAGGCACUGGUCGAGUCGCGUGGAGUGCGGCAGAACAUUGAUGAGGCCAAGCAUGCCUUGGAUGAUUGUCUCGAGGUACUAAGACUUGCCAAUCAGGUUGAAGACCUGCUGAAUCAGCGCAAGUACUAUGCUGCAUUACGAGCUCUUGAUGAGUUACAGAGUGUGCAUCUUCAGGCCGUAACACAAUACACGAUUAGCGAAAUCAUCCAGCGGUCUGUACCUGCGACUCAAAAAAAGAUCGCGGAAACAGUAAUGACAGAUCUCAAUACAUGGCUGUUUCGUGUGCGAGAGAUGUCGCAAUACUUGGGUGAACUAUCUUUCUAUCACACAAAUCUUCGCAAGGAUCGACUACGAGAGAGAACAGAACAUAAUGACUAUCUUGCCAAUUUUAAGCUCAACUCUGCGAUCGAGCUUGUGGCAGAUGAACACGAGGAGUUCGACAUCCUCCACACAGAGGAACUGGAAGUGGAUUUUAGUCCUCUGCUUGAGGCUCUUCAUAUUCACCAGACUCUGAAUCAGAUGGACAAGUUUCGUACUGAAUACGCCAGUAAUCGACGGACACAAAAGGAUUUACUCGUCAACAACAACCCUUUGACACUUACAGACGACGAGCUUGCAGAUCUACAUACCCUUCUCGAGGACAUCGCGGGAUUCGCGAUAUUAGAACGUGCUACUACGAAGAAGGUGCCAGAUCUCCGUACGACUGCCGAGGUCGAGGAGCUCUGGGAUAGUUUGAACCAUACCGCUAUCUCUCAGAUUACAAAAGCAUUGCCUCAAGUCGAUAAUGCUGAGCAUCUGCUCAAAAUCAAAGAGCUAGUAGUAGUUUAUAUUCAGACUUUAUCAGGUCACGGCUACAACACAAUUCUGAUGUCACAACUCCUUCUUACCCUCUUCGAUAAAUACACAGACCUUCUGAACCAGCGCUUCAGCGAAGACUUCCUCGAAAUAGUCAGUACAGACGACUACAUGCCUAUGCCAAUUCAAAACAGCGAGGAGUACGAAAAAGUCGUCAAUGUGUCCUGGUACACACCUGAUCAACCUGUAUCAGCCAUUCGUUUCCCAACUGCCUUCCCCUUCAGUCAGAUGUACCCGCUCUGCUGUAUCAACAUCCGCAAUUUCCUCAAUCAAUUCUACUUCUUCGCCGACGAUAGCUUCCCUAAUCCAUCCAUCAUAGACACCAAACUCCUCGCUAGUCUAGAUGACCUACUCACGAGCAAGGUUUGCAGCAGCCUCAUCGCCCGCCUCAGCUCACAGUACCUCGGUCAAGUUGUCCAGAUCCUUAUCAACCUCGACCACUUUGAGAUUGCGUGCCACGAACUCGAAGGUCUCCUCAUGCAAGCGCGCCGCUCGAACUCAACACCACUUCCAAUCACCACUAGCACAGCCACGUCUUCUCGUCCUAUAUCCUCGCUCGGCCACGGCGCAGUCCACCUGGGCGCCACAUCAGCAUUCAUGGCCCAGAAAAAGACCGCCGAGAACCGCAUCUUCGAGCUCGUAAACAGUAAAGUCAGUGACCUCGUCGAAACAUCCGACUACGACUGGCUCACACACAACCCUCCGGUCGAAGUGAGCGAAUACAUCACCGCCCUUACUCAGUACCUUGGCAACAUCAUGUCGUCCGUCCUCCUUAAUCUGCCCAACGAGCUCAAAAAUCUCAUGCUCUUCAACGCUAUCAGCCAUACCGCUUCCUCCGUCCUCGCCCUUCCCCUCAGCGAAUCUGUCUCCCGAAUCACAACCUCCGCAGUUGCUCAACUCCGCAUAGACGUCAACGAACUCGUCAAAUACGUCGAAACCCUUCCUACUGCACCUAUCCUACUCGAAUCCCUAGACGAACUACGACAGACCGUUGCGCUCAUGGAGACAGAUAGUCCGGAGGAGUUCUAUGACAUCAGCCUGCGGAACAAGAAGUAUCGUGGUGUAGAUCCGCUGAAGGGUCCUGUACUGCUCGAGAAAGUUGUCAAGGAUACACCUGCUCCUGUAGGGUUUCAGAGUAGAAAGAGCGGUGGUCAAGAUGCUGGCAGUAGAACUAGUGGUGGUGCUGGUGCCAUGGGCCAAGCGAGCAUGGGUAGAGCUGCUGGUAUGGCGGCUGGUCUGAGAGAACGAUGGAUGCAUAAUCGGUAG
Messenger RNA from Lithohypha guttulata, 2457 nucleotides. RefSeq names its product Rab GTPase-binding exocyst subunit S15 (gene SEC15). The transcript has a single exon. The coding region runs from base 1 to 2457 and encodes 818 amino acids. Gene Ontology annotation, biological process: intracellular protein transport; Golgi to plasma membrane transport; exocytosis. Lineage: Eukaryota; Fungi; Ascomycota; Eurotiomycetes; Chaetothyriales; Trichomeriaceae. Gene Ontology annotation, cellular component: membrane; exocyst. The record is from RefSeq and is a predicted model, not a curated record.